This is a messenger RNA of Tupaia belangeri chinensis (Chinese tree shrew), 1349 nucleotides long. It is a transcript of the gene SLC7A5, whose product is annotated as solute carrier family 7 member 5. The record is from RefSeq and is a predicted model, not a curated record. Gene Ontology annotation, cellular component: membrane. Gene Ontology annotation, biological process: neutral amino acid transport; amino acid transmembrane transport. Lineage: Eukaryota; Metazoa; Chordata; Mammalia; Scandentia; Tupaiidae. Gene Ontology annotation, molecular function: L-amino acid transmembrane transporter activity; neutral L-amino acid transmembrane transporter activity.
CGGGCAUCUUCGUGACGCCCACGGGCGUGCUCAAGGAGGCGGGCUCGCCGGGACUGUCGCUGGUGGUGUGGGCCGUGUGCGGCGUCUUCUCCAUCGUGGGCGCGCUCUGCUACGCCGAGCUGGGCACCACCAUUUCCAAGUCGGGCGGCGACUACGCCUACAUGCUCGAGGUCUACGGCUCGCUGCCCGCUUUCCUCAAGCUCUGGAUCGAGCUGCUCAUCAUCCGGCCCUCCUCGCAGUACAUCGUGGCACUGGUCUUCGCCACCUACCUGCUCAAGCCGGUCUUCCCCACCUGCCCGGUGCCCGAGGAGGCCGCCAAGCUCGUGGCCUGCCUCUGCGUGCUGCUGCUCACCGCCGUGAACUGCUACAGCGUGAAGGCCGCCACACGGGUGCAGGACGCCUUCGCCGCCGCCAAGCUGCUGGCGCUCGCCUUGAUCAUCCUGCUCGGCUUCGUCCAGAUCGGGAAGGGUGACGUGUCCAAUCUGGAUCCCAAGUCCUCCUUUGAAGGCACCAACCUGGACGUGGGGAACAUUGUGCUGGCCCUGUACAGCGGCCUCUUUGCCUACGGAGGAUGGAAUUACUUGAAUUUCGUCACCGAGGAGAUGAUCAACCCCUACAGAAACCUGCCCCUGGCCAUCAUCAUCUCGCUGCCCAUCGUCACGCUGGUGUACGUGCUGACUAACCUGGCCUACUUCACCACCCUCUCCACCGAGCAGAUGCUCACGUCGGAGGCCGUGGCUGUGGACUUCGGGAACUACCACCUGGGCGUCAUGGCCUGGGUCAUCCCCGUCUUCGUGGGCCUGUCCUGCUUCGGCUCUGUCAACGGCUCCCUGUUCACGUCCUCAAGGCUGUUCUUCGUGGGAUCCAGGGAGGGCCACCUGCCCUCCAUCCUCUCCAUGAUCCACCCCCGGCUCCUGACCCCGGUGCCCUCCCUUGUGUUCACGUGUGCCAUGACGCUGCUCUACGCCUUCUCCAAGGACAUCUUCUCCGUCAUCAACUUCUUCAGCUUCUUCAAUUGGCUGUGCGUGGCCCUGGCCAUCAUCGGCCUCAUCUGGCUGCGCUACAGGAAGCCCGAGCUGGAGCGGCCCAUCAAGGUGAGCCUGGUGCUGCCCGUGUUCUUCACGCUGGCCUGCCUGUUCCUCAUCGCCGUGUCUUUCUGGAAGACACCUGUGGAGUGUGGCAUCGGCUUCGCCAUCAUCCUCAGUGGGCUGCCAGUCUACUUCCUGGGUGUCUGGUGGAAGAACAAGCCCAAGUGGCUCCUCCAGGGCAUCUUUGCCACGACCGUCUUUUGCCAGAAGCUCAUGCAAGUGGUGCCCCAGGAGACAUAGGCAGGGGGGGGGGGGGGGGGG